CUGUUUUUAUUUAUUUCUUUGUUUCAUGUGCAUAAAACAACAACAAUGGUGGAUAAUUGAACAAGUGUGAAUAUUAGGAUGAGCGAAUGACAUUUCCAGUUCCUUUUAUCAGACCGCUAUCACAAGUGAAUCAACAGGGGGAGGAUGAAGCGGCGCAAUGCGGACUGCAGCAAACUCCGACGGCCGUUAAAACGGAACCGAAUCACCGAGGGUAUAUAUAGCAGCACAUUCCUGUACCUGAAAUUCCUGGUGGUGUGGGUGUUAGUUCUGCUGGCUGACUUUGUGCUGGAGUUCAGGUUCGAGUACCUGUGGCCCUUCUGGCUUUUCAUUCGAAGUGUCUACGACUCCUUCAGAUAUCAGGGACUGGCAUUCUCUGUCUUCUUCGUAUGUGUGGCGUUUACAUCAGACAUCAUCUGCCUCCUCUUCAUCCCUGUCCAAUGGCUGUUUUUUGCUGCCAGCACCUACGUAUGGGUCCAGUAUGUCUGGCACACGGAGAGAGGAGUCUGUCUACCUACUGUGUCACUGUGGAUCUUGUUUGUGUACAUCGAAGCUGCCAUACGGUUCAAAGAUCUGAAGAACUUUCAUGUAGACCUAUGUCGACCCUUUGCUGCUCACUGUAUCGGCUAUCCAGUGGUGACUCUGGGCUUCGGUUUUAAGAGCUACGUUAGCUACAAGAUGCGACUGAGGAAACAGAAGGAAGUGCAGAAGGAGAACGAAUUCUACAUGCAGCUUCUACAGCAGGCUUUACCUCCGGAGCAACAGAUGCUGCAGAGACAAGAGAGGGAAGCAGAGGAGGCGGCUAUAGCUAAAGGGAUCUCAGAGGUAGAACCCUCAGUAAUAUCCCAAAACGGAGCUCCUCCCGGAAAGAAAAGCACCACAGUCCUGUUACCAGAAUUGGAGUACCGGGAAAAAGGGAAGGACAGUACAGGAAAAGAGCGUGAGGGCAAAAAACAAAACACAAUUGGAAUCAAUAACAACAGUAUUUUACACGCACUGGACUCCAAACUACAGGAGACAGAGUAUAUAGAGAACUACGCUGGGGCAAAGAGACUGAAUAACGACCUGGCGGGAGAAAACACACACGCCGAAACCAACACACAUUCAACUUCUAAAGAGGAAAUGGGGGGCAAGAACUACAAAAAUGCCAGCGGAGGCGGGGGCAACAUUUCCAACUCGUCUCCACGGAAUCACAGUUCUUCAAAUGGCAGCGUGCCACAAGGUUCCUCAACCGGUAAGAAUGAGAAGAAACAGAAGGGGUCAGGGAAGAGCCAGAAGGACCCAGUGGAGAACUGCAUCCCCAACAACCAGCUGGGCAAACCAGAUGCUCUUGUACGACUGGAGCAGGAUGUUAAGCGUCUGAAGGCAGACCUUCAGGCCAACAGGCAGUUGGAGUCAGAGCUGCGGAGUCAGCUUUCCUCUCUGAGCAGCCAGGACCGCAGCCUUCGCUCUGAACUGGGCCAACUCCGUCAGGACAACGAGCUGCUACAGAACAAGCUCCACAGUGCCGUCCAAGCCAAGCAGAAAGAUAAGCAGACCAUCUCCCAGCUAGAGAAGCGGCUAAAGGCUGAGCAGGAGGCCCGCGCCCUCGCUGAGAAACAGCUGGCUGAGGAGAGGAAGAGGAAGAAGAUGGAGGAAGCCACUGCUGCCAGAGCCGUAGCAUUAGCAGCUGCCACCAGAGUGGAGUCCACUGACUCUCUGCGUGGUCGUAUCCGAGAGCUGGAGACAGAGUGUAAGAAGCUUAGCAUGGACAUGAAACUUAAGGAGGAGCAGAUUAGGGAUCUGGAGGGCAAGUGUCAGGAGCUGCGGAAGUAUAAAGAGAACGAGAAGGACACAGAGGUGUUGAUGUCAGCGUUGUCAGCCAUGCAGGAGAAGACCCAGCACCUGGAGAACAGCCUAAGUGCUGAGACCAGGAUCAAACUGGACCUCUUCUCUGCACUGGGGGAUGCCAAGAGGCAGCUGGAGAUAGCACAAGGCCAGAUCCACCAGAGGGAGCAGGAGAUCGCCGAGCUGAAGCAGAAGAUAGCAGAGGUGAUGGCAGUAAUGCCCAGCCUGUCCUACUCAUCAGACAGCAGCAACCUCAGCCCCGUCACCCCACACUACUCCUCCAAGUUCAUGGACAAUAGUCCCUCCUCCCUGGACCCCAACGCCUCAGUCUACCAGCCCCUCAAAAAGUGACUGUGACACCCACACUUUUGUCUGACAGAACUUUCUCUUUCUUUAUCUUGAUGAAGCUCUCAGUUCUGGUUUGAGUUAUUUUGAGUUAACCAGCCCCUGACUGUUUUUGCACUCUUACCACAUAACAACACACACACACACGCACAAAAACACAAACACACUGCACACAAACCCUCCAUACAUAUGUGUAUUUGGCUUUUUUUUUGGUUCUAUUAUGAGAACCAUUAUUUUGAAAGGGGUUGUGUAUUAUAUGAUUUUUUUGAAAGGGGGGUGGAUUUAGCCAUUAGUCAGUAUGAUGUAUUUGAAGGGGCAGAAAGGAACACACAAUUUGUUGGCCAAAUGUUUAAGAAGAGCCAUCAUGCAUUGCUUUAUGUCAGUCUUCUUUUGGUGUCAGUAUAAACCUCCCCACAGCCAUAUUUUCUGCUAUACGGAGCUGACACCCAGGCUUAUAGUUUUAAAUACAAUUGGCUUUUCUUGAUGGUUUGUGUCAAGGCAGAAGACAUGUUUUCAGUUCACAUUUGAGACUGAAACUCACCUGUAAAGUAAAGCCCUGUGAGAUACAUGAAUGUAAGACAAUUCAUGUUUUGUUAUCACCACUAACUUAAAUCAGUGAUUGACUGUUUUGUAACGUAUCGGUUCAGUUAUAUGUAACAACAGUUGUCAUGGUUCAGUUUCUUCUAAAAUAGUGAUACUGAACCAACAAACAGUUGCUGCGUUCUUCAAAUAUUCCAAUACAGUUUGUUCUCUUGGUGCUGAAAUAGUGAAGCCUCCAGGAUUAUCAUUAAAUGGAUGUUCUGUCCGUAAAAAAAAAUAAAAAAUAAAAAAAAUAAAUAAAUGCUACUGCUAGAUUCGACCUGGCACUGCCAAAUAUUAACGUUCACCUGUUUGCUGCAGACUCCUUUCCUCACCCUCUGGACCAAAUUAGAAACUGCUGGGUCAUAAUGCUCACUGGAUUUAAUGAUGUCGAGGUAACUAGUUGUUACCAUUAUUUGCAGAUUUUACAGUGCCUUGCAGUUUGUCUUUUCGAGAUGCAAAAACCACGUACUUUGCAAUCCUGGGAUCUAAAAGCAUCAAGCCCCCAAGUCGUGUUUCUCUCUCUAGCUCUGAUUUGCCUGGUUUUCAUUCAAGAGUUCUUACAUUUUUUCAAUUCAGUAUUCAGAGACUAAAAAGUGUCACCUCAGACACACACAGUCUUUAUUCCCAGCAAAUUGAUCUCAAUAUUACAGACUUAAAGGGAAAUUAUUACAAUGGACAUGGUACAUUCAUUUCAUAGUGACACAGUCUUGGUAUGCCAAACACCAACCAAACUGAUUGUCUAUUAUCAUGCCCUAGAGUUGGCAUUUAGUUGUUUACAACAAUGUACAUUAACAUACUGAGGAAUGUUUUCUUUGUUUAUUUCAUUUCACUUCUUAAGUGCCAAGUGUUGAUGUUCAGUUUCCAUCCAUACUUUGAUCGAUGUAGCUAGCAUAAUGUUUGCAGAAGAGUGCUGUUAUUUAAUUCUCUCUGUCAUUAGAGCAUAUUCAGAUGGUGUUGUGUUUACAAGGUUCUGGGCUGAUCAUGAUGAAACAGCAGCUGGUCGGUUGGACUGAUUGUGUUAUUCACGCAUUUAUUUAUUUGUUACUUUUGUUGAGUGGCACCUUCUUGAUAUUUCUCAUCAUAUUCAGUUGAUUUCCUAUAUUUCAUAUCAGGAAGGACUCUGUGAAUGUGUUGUGUUGGGGAAAAAGUUACCCCUGAACCAUUUGACCAUGUUGUGCUGUCAUGUUGCCUACCUGGAAAAAGUAUUUUUUGUGGAUCGCUCUGGUGUUGUGAAUUCAGUUCUCAAGUUGCUUUUAUAAGUUUGUGUAGAAGGAAGAGAAUGGUUUUUUUUAAAAAAAUUGCUUUGUUUUAUCUUUUCAUUGUUCCACUAUGUUUAUUUUCUUUACCCAAAGUGAUGGUGGUUGUGUCACACUUUUCACUUUGGCCAUCACUAUUAAAGAAAGUCUUGCUGGUGGCAAUGCAGGCUGUUCAGUC
Molecule: messenger RNA, 4185 nt
Organism: Scatophagus argus
Lineage: Eukaryota; Metazoa; Chordata; Actinopteri; Scatophagidae
Gene: maco1a
Product: macoilin 1a
Exons: 11
Coding region: 145-2175 (676 amino acids)
Biological process (GO): neuronal signal transduction
Cellular component (GO): rough endoplasmic reticulum membrane
Source: RefSeq, a predicted model, not a curated record